AUGUCCGCCGCGGACAACAAUCCCUCCCCAGCGGCGAGCCGUCAAAUAGAGACCGACGAUGACGACAUGGACUUUGAGGUGAGCAUCAACAUUCGAGGGGCGAUAUGCGGUGGCGAGAGAGGUGCUGAUGUGUUUGCAUGGCAGACGCAGAGUGAGAGUGUGACCGACGCAGACAACUAUGAGGAUGUCUCCGAGUAUGACGAGCAAGAAGACGAUGAAGCCGCCACUACACUCUACUUCGACGCCGAAGAGGGAACAUUACGAACGGCCAAUGGAGAUCAGAUUGAAAUCACAAUGGACGGCGACGCGGUCGAAGAGGAAGUAGAAGAUGACGACGAGGCAGAAGGAGGAGCAGCAGAAGGAGCAGAAGGCACCCAGACACCACAACCCGCGGCGCAACCUCAGCAGCGAGCACAAACCAUCACGAUAACCCAGCAACAGAUUCUCCAACUCCUUAGUCAGGCCGGCAUAAGAGGUGUCCUGCAGCCAGGUGGUGGAAUUCGAGGCGCUGCACGGCGUGGGCAGGCAGAGGUCGACGAAGAUGACGAUGAAGACGAAGAUGCAGAGGGAUACAGCUACGCAGGUUACGACAGACGACGCUUGAGGAGACGACGACCAUCCUUCGAGGGCGAUCGAUACCCACCGAUUCCAAACGAAAAGGGCAAAGAGCUGAUGGAGAGCGGUACAUUCGGUCACAAUGAUCGAUGCGAACACACUGCUUGUGGUAUGCCGUUCUCGGACGACACCAUGCGUAAGAGAAGACGGCUAUCAAGACGAAUGCUGGAUCGGGAGAUGGGCGUGGAGAAUCGAGGUCGUGCUCGCGCUCUCAACGGCCUAGCAUCCCAGACGCUCAUUCCUGGCUCCAAGGCAGAUCUCAUCAUCAAUCUCAACGCACGAUGCUACUCUGGCCAAUUCAGCGAGGAUGGUUCGUUCUUCUUCGCCUGUGGUCAAGACUUCAAAGUCCGCAUGUACGACACAUCGAAUCCUUAUGACUGGAAGUACUACAACACGGUCAACUACUACGGCGGCCAAUGGACGAUCACCGACGCAUCAUUAUCUCCCGACAACAAACUACUCGCCUACAGCAGUAUUCGCAGCCAAGUUUGCCUCGCCAAUACCGAAAAGGGAGACACCUCCGAUCCUCGACUUCUCGACUUUGCAGACAUGGGCUCUGGUAGAUCCGGAGCUACAGGCUGGGGUCGAAGUCGGGGACAUUUCGGAAUUUGGUCUUUGCGAUUCAGUGGUGAUGGGAGUGAGAUCGUCGCAGGUACCAGCGACCAGAGUGUUUAUGUUUACGACCUCGAAGCGCAACGCAGCAUACUGCGAAUACCCGGCCACAUGGACGACGUUAACGCGGUUUGUUUCGGCGACAAGAUGUCUCCUCACAUCCUCUACUCUGGCUCUGAUGACACUACCCUCAAAGUCUGGGAUCGGAGAUCACUCGCAUCGAUGCGUCCGGCGGGCAUGUUUCUCGGACACACAGAAGGACUGACAUAUAUCGACAGUAAAGGUGAUGGACGCUAUGUCAUCUCCAACGCCAAAGAUCAGACUUGCAAACUCUGGGACUUGCGGAAAAUGAUCAGUACCGACAAGGGCGAGAACAUCAAUCCUCAGGACUACACAACAAACUUCGAUUACCGCUUCUCCCCCUACGACACAAACGACCAUCGACCUCACCCACACGACUGCUCUCUCGUCACCUUCCGCGGCCACCGCGUCCUCAAGACGCUCAUCCGCUGCCACUUCUCUCCGCCCACCUCCACCGACCAACGCUACAUCUACUCCGGCUCCCACGACGGCAAAAUCUACGUCUGGAAUCUCGACGGCACGAAAGCGGGAGAGCCGAUCAACGUCCUCGCCGCGACCAAGAAUUCCCGCCCGGUCUCGGACGAACGCUUCGUCGAUCGCUAUGACUACUACGGCCGCGGCGGGGUGUGGAAGACGAUCGUCCGCGAUGCGAGUUGGCAUCCUCAUGCUCCCGUCAUCGCCGCCACGUCUUGGAAUGGAUGGGAUCAUGGACUUGGGACUUGUACUGUGCACUCCUGGAACGGCGGCGACGACGGCGAAAGCGUCGAUGAAAUUGGAGAGAUUCCCGCCGAAGGCGAUCAUCGAGAUGUGGAAGGUGGACGACUUGGUUCUGCUCCAAUGGGUGCCCGUGUUACCGCGCAACUGAGGCACGAUGCAAGAUUUUACGCAAGCGGAGUCGCGCAGGACGCGAGAAGCCAGAGGAGCCGAGGGGCGAGAAUGAUGGGUGGUUUGGGUGAUGGUGAUGAGGAUGAUGAGCUGGGAGAGGAUGACAUCGACCAAGGUUGGGAGUCUGCUUCCGACGACGAGGAGGAGGAAGAGGAUGAUGAGGAGGACGGAGGGGAGGAGAUGGAGUAUGAGGGUGUGGAUGAUGAUGGAGAUGUGGAAUUUGCGGAAGAGUAG
This is a messenger RNA of Zymoseptoria tritici IPO323, 2427 nucleotides long. RefSeq lists its product as uncharacterized. Lineage: Eukaryota; Fungi; Ascomycota; Dothideomycetes; Mycosphaerellales; Mycosphaerellaceae. The record is from RefSeq and is a predicted model, not a curated record. Gene Ontology annotation, biological process: proteasome-mediated ubiquitin-dependent protein catabolic process. Bases 1 to 2427 code for a protein of 808 amino acids. Gene Ontology annotation, molecular function: protein binding. The transcript is spliced from 4 exons. Gene Ontology annotation, cellular component: Cul4-RING E3 ubiquitin ligase complex.